Seminavis robusta is the source of this 2323-nucleotide messenger RNA. Lineage: Eukaryota; Bacillariophyta; Bacillariophyceae; Naviculales; Naviculaceae. The record is from the annotation of a GenBank genome assembly.
UUGUCCGAGGAAGCAGGGCCCAACGGGAGGGCAGCCCUCUCACUUUUUUCGCGCCUAUUUCGCAGUUUCGGAAAGUAGGAAAUCAACACAAAAUACCAACAGCCGUCCACGCAACAGGUGGGUGUAUCCUUCCCUUUAGCAAUCCCUCUCCCUUCUUUGCUGCUUCAAAUUUCAACCUUACUCUAAUACACAUGACAAGAUGAGUUUGUUCAAGGGAUCUCCGCUGCUGCUGCUGCUUGUUCUGCUAUUUUUGUGUAACAAUGGAAUUCUUGUGACAGCCAAACAAGCUUCUCUUCAUCGAUCAUUCUCAAGUCAGGGGAUUCGUGGCCUGAAGAAUCCUGUGUAUCGUGGCUUGAAAAAGGACGACAGUGGCAAAGACAAGGACUCUUUCCAGAAUGUCGAAUCUGCCUUUGGAGACAAACAACAAAAUGACGAGAAGGAUAAUGACAAUGGGAAAGAUGAAGACGAAGAAUCGGAGGAGGAUAAUGACAAAGAGGAAGACGAAAAAGAGAAAGAGGACAAUGUCAAAGAAGAUAACAAAGAUCAAGAUGACAAAGGGGUCUCCAAUGAUCCAGAAGGGGUUCCUGCCAUCAAAUACGUCCUCCUACCCGAGUUUACAGUGGAACUGGGUGUCGAUGCGUAUUCUUCCAACCGACAAGAAGGGGGGGCUGCUCGCAACAACUACGACGCCAUUGAGAUGCUAAUGGCCACCUACUUUGAAACUCUCUUGCCACGAGAUUUGAUGGGACCCAACUACCUUACGGCAGAAAUGGAGGCUCGCAUGUCCAAGAGUGUCGACUUUGGACAAGGCGCCUUGUUGAACUUCAAGAUCAGAGGACAGGCUCAAUAUCUCGACGAACCAGUCCCAUCCGAAGCUGAACUCAAAGACCGUCUCAUUUGGUUCCUUUCUCGAUGGCAAGGACAAGGACAGCUGGAACGAUUCCUCAACGAAAACGGACUCUAUGGAUCCAAGAUAUCCAACAUUUAUGUCGAUCAAGAGCAGGUCACAUCCACGUCAGCCAACAGUGGAUUCUUGUCGGGCAAUCAAGAUAUUCCUGAGUUUGGCAGCGCCAAUGGCCAAGAAGAUGGCGGAGAAGGCGACGGAAAAUCGAAGGCGGGGCUCGUUGUUGGAUUGAUUUUCUUCUUGCUGGCGUUUGCGGCAGUGGCAUAUGUCAUGUACAAACACAGAGAAAGCCUCAAGGCAGAAUGUGGUGUGUGCUACAAGUCAGCGCGGGAGAAAUCCCAGCAGCUGCGGGAUAAACACCGUCAGAGACAGGCUGAAAAGCGAGGGUGGAGAGACUUUGAUGGUUCGCAGGGAUCCAACGAGGCUCUGGAGGGCCAGGUCGACGGCACCAAGAAGCAACCAUCUCAAAGCAGAACCCCAACCAGUGAGCCUCCUAAGCGAAUCAAACUCGUCUCUUGGUUCCAGCAACAGACAAAGAGAUUCAAGAAACAGAAAAGCCCUGAAUACGACCAACCACCCAUCAUUGGACCUCCCAGACGCUUUAGUAAAAAAGUCCCACCAUCAACCAGUGAACCUCCCCAGCGCUUCAAUCUCUUCUCAUGGUUCCAGCAAGAGCCUGAACUAAAUAAGAACAACGAGAUCCCUGACGAUGUCCUACCGCAGAUUCAAGUGGUGGUGGACAAUGAUCAUGUCUUGAAACAGUCCACUGGGCGGGUUCCCUACCGAAGCCAGUCCUUGACCGAACAGUCCAAACGACAGUUUUCUGCCUCCACCGUCCCUCAUGCCAACCGCAGACUGCCCCCUGAAAACACUAUGCACACGCAUGGACUUUCGGAUGAUGAAGAAUCGCUCAACAUGGAAGAUCCCGUCGUUCGCUACGCUCCUCCCACUCGGUCUCAAGGAAAAGUGCAUCGUGGCCAACACAACAAGUCCAAACACCGAGCAGUUGGCUCUCCAUCCACGGUUGCUAGUACUCCCUCUCCUCCUCCCAAACCAGUACGAGCACCGUCGCCGCCCAUUCCCGAAGACGAUGUUUGCACAAAUACCUUUGCCGACUGGGCCAACUUUUUGAAUCCCUGCCUCAUGCCCAAUCUUGCCAUGUUCCAAGAAGAGUCUCAAAAGCUGGAUGACCUUGUGCAAGAUGCUGGUACCAGAGGAAGCUUGUUUGAAGAGCAAUCCUCUGUGAUGGCCAGCGUAGGAUCGCAACAGCAGCAGAACAAGUCAAGCAAGGAACCGCGAUACUCAUCCCGCGACAAAGCCCACCGGUACAACUAUGGCAGCAGCCUCAGCGAAUUUUAGGUUUUGUCUUUUUGCUUGAUAGCUAGAUUAGACAUAAAUGAAUGUCAUGUGUGUGCUUUU